Molecule: messenger RNA, 4470 nt
Organism: Cherax quadricarinatus
Lineage: Eukaryota; Metazoa; Arthropoda; Malacostraca; Decapoda; Parastacidae
Product: protein Wnt-4
Biological process (GO): neuron differentiation; multicellular organism development; canonical Wnt signaling pathway
Cellular component (GO): extracellular region
Molecular function (GO): frizzled binding; cytokine activity
Source: RefSeq, a predicted model, not a curated record
UUGUUGAUGUGUUUCAGGGCGUUAUCUAGAGUGUCGACCCUGGCGGUGACUGCGCCAGCCAGCUCGCAGCUGUGUGACUCCUUCAGGGGGUCACUGGUGAGGCAGCAAGUACGCUUCUGUAAGGACAACCCAGCCUUCAUGGACUCCGUCAAGAGAGGAGCUAUCUGGGCCAUCGACGAGUGCCAGUUCCAGUUCCGCACUCGUAGGUGGAACUGCUCCACCCUCAACGACGAGGCUAUUGCUGCCUUCAAGAAGGCUUUCAAACCCAAGAACUCACCAGAACUGGUGACGGUGAGCAACAAGACAGAAAGAGCAGUACCUGUCACUUCACAACCCGAGGUAAUGAAGGCAGGGGGAGAGGAACCCCACCCCGCCGCUCCUCACCCCUUCCAGAACACCUCCCCGGCCCUGCCUCCCUCCUACACCCAGCGCAGAGGACGGAAAUCGCGCAAAAAAUCACGAAAAAGGUCCAAAGGUGGAGAGGGUAUCGUGGGACCAUACCCUAUAGUGCCCCAAGGGGUGGUUCACCGUGCAGGUACCCGGGAGGCGGCCUUCGUGCACGCCAUCUCGUCGGCAGGCGUGGCGCACGCCAUCACACGCCGCUGCUCCUCGGGGGAGCUGGAUGACUGUGGCUGUGACAGAUCUGUGAGAGGCGUCACGCAGCACGGCUUCCAGUGGUCAGGAUGCUCCGAUAACAUAGCCUACGGUGUCUCCCUUUCCAAGAGGUUCGUGGACGCCAGAGAUCGUAAACUGGUGAAGAAGAAAAAGUCGAGCAAGCACCGCGUGAGCAGUCGCGCCCUUAUGAACCUUCACAACAACGAGGCUGGACGCAAGCUGAUUGAGAUGAACAUGCGGGUUGAGUGUAAGUGUCACGGAGUGUCUGGUUCCUGUGAGCUCAAAACCUGCUGGAAGGCCAUGCCCACUUUUAGAGAGAUUGGAGAGAUCCUCAAAGAGAAGUUUGACGGAGCCACGGAAGUUCGCGUCAAGGAAGUUUCCGGCCGAGCGGAACUAGAACCUAAUAAGCAAUAUUUCAAGAAGCCAACUGAGGUGGACUUGGUGUAUGUGUCGUCGUCUCCCGAGUACUGCGACUAUGAUAUCAACAGUGGCUCGCUAGGUACCCACGGUAGACGCUGUAACAAGACAUCUCGCGGCCUGGACGGUUGUGAUUUGCUGUGCUGCAACAGAGGCUUUACCAGCUUCCAGGAGCGUGUGCAGGAGCGCUGUUCCUGCAAGUUCCACUGGUGUUGCUACGUCAAGUGUAGAACCUGUAUACGGGACGUUACAGUUCACACGUGCAACUAGCCAACGCCACCUCCAGUGUCAAUGCAGUUCCGUUCCUCGAAUCUCCCCUCUCUUCAAUGACUGGCCUAGUAGAACCUGCGUUCUCCUGGCCUAACUACGACAGAAAUGGCUGCGGACGGAAACGCAUUUGUAAUGUCACUCUUACCUGAACAUAGUCUAAGUUCUUGUAUUUAUGGGAAUAUUUGAUAGAUUUAAAAGAAUACAUGUACAAUUUUAUGCCAUAAAUUAUUAGAUUUAUCGAGAUUUUCUCCAACAUUUAUUACAAAAAAGGUGCCAUUGUCGCUUCGUAGCGGUCCGGACUUAGUGUGCAAAUUCUCCCUCAGAAAAGACAUUGUGAAUAUAAGCUAACGGUGAUGCUGAGAUCAUCUCCAGAGUCCUGCAUUACUCUGGUAAUAUGUGGGAGUGCGAAGUCACUAUGGAUAUCUAAGGAGCUUAAAUCCCCUAUCCCAAACAAUGUAAAUAUUCCCCCUUUAUUCUUAGAUCUGUAGAUUAGUGGUUUAAGAAAUAACGUUUUAGAACAAAGAAUAUUCGUAGACUUGGUGUAGGAUCUUUGGAAGAUCGAGUUUUGUACAGAUGUCUUGUUAUCUUAAUCAAGUCUCCCUGUUAUUUUGUAAGACUAUCACUAACGGUCCAGCAACAACUAUCAUCUUUAGACAUUAGCCCCUCUGGAUCACCUCAAGAUUUCCUCCCACAAAGAAAAAUAGUGAAAUAUAGUUAUGGAAAUUAUUAAUAUAAACAUUUCUUUUAAGCACCAAAAUUAUUAUAGAAACCUAGCCCAAUCUCGCUGAAAUGAACGUAUAUUAAAAUAACAUCUGAUUAUGAAUUUACAUAAGUAUACUUCUCUGUUUUCGUUGUGUGAGGAUGCUUGACGUGUCCCUCCCUCCUGCUGCCCUUGUUUGUGUAUGUUUCUUGUGCUGCCUCAUUACCUGGGAUGAGUCUCCUCCAUAACUUGUAGAGAACUUAUACUUACCCUGAUGUAUAUAGAUCCUGUUUUAGCUUUUAAGGCGAAUUUAUUAUAUAUUACUGUACAUGUCCUGUACAUGUUUUUUUUUUUUAACCCCAGGAAGGUGUUAGGUGUGUUUUACAGUGAAAAAGGAAUGACAUUACGUUUGACAAGUCUUAGACGCUAAGAAUCACUAUAUCAGAGACACAAAUCUCCAUUAAUUUUUUUACGAGGCUUUGAUAAGAUCGAUACAGUAAAAACGUUAAUGUCUUUAUUAGGCUGCUCGAGCAUAAUUUUGUUAGUUUUGACAAUAUAAAUAAAUAUGCUAUGAAUUAUGUGGUCAGUCGUUUCCAGCAAGAGGUUUUUUUUAUGCUAGUAAUAUCAUAAUUAUUAUUCACUUUACAUACAGAACGAGUUAACGCUUUCUAAUCCAACUCCAUAAACAAUAAUAAUAAUAAUAAUAAUAAUAAUAAUAAUAAUAAUAAACAAACUUACUAAGAUGAUACACAUAUACGUUAUCAGAGAUUGCAUGAUUUAAGGAUACAUACUUGGUAAAGCCCAUUGUUAUGCAAAACAUUUCAGAAACUUUUCUUGAUCACGAGUCCCUAACUAUUUUCUCCGCCACUGAGAUUCUUUAGCCUCUUCUGUAUUUUGUUCUCAGGAUUUUAAGCUUUGCUUUUAUAAAACAAGACGAGGGUUGUUGACGGUACGAAGGUGGUGGUGUUCAAGUGUCUCCUGACGUGAGUCUGUCCAGUGAUGAGCCACAACUGGUUAAGCAUCCGCUGGCUGACUGGAGCUAUGUUUUACAUCCUAUUUAAUAAACAAAAGAUCAGUGAUCACAGAAGGGUAGUGACCGACUCCACAAUAAAUAGUAUAUCCUAAGUAAUAACCUAACUGAUAUCCUAAAAAAAAUCUAUAACGCCAGGUUGGGGUUUAUUAGUCAGCAAACUGGAUAAAUGUCUCGUGCACAGAUCUUCGACAAGUUGGUUCAUUAAUGGAGUUUAAAGCCUAUCGACUACACUCGAGUCGAUAAGGUUGUACAUAAUCUUUUCCCCACCAUAUACUUCAAUCCCUAAAAUAGGGGAUUAAAAUAAACAGCCUAUAUACACUGGAAAAUACACACCUCAGUGUAUAUAUAUAAUAAUAAGCAGAUAUAGGGUAGCAAAUAACAGCAUACCUAAUGAUGGCCUAUUACCUUCUAGAAUUUGUUUCCCGAACGCUUUCGCCAGGUUCCUUUAGCGUCCUCACAAAAUAUACUGUAGUUCAUUAUCAUCUUAAUGGUCGCCAAAGCGAAAACAUCCGUAGACUUGUAACCCACACAACCUAUUCUACUCUCUGCUUGCUCCUGCACCAAAUCCUAUCUAUAAAUAAUUUCUUUUCUCACUAGCCUGUUUUAACAGGUGAGGACCUUAAAAGACGUACUGUUUUAAUACCUCCCUACCCUAUAUCCCUUAUAAAUCACACAUGUACCUUGUGUGUGUGUGUUUCGGCGCUCACCCAGUCCAUAUAUACCUGGCCACUCCUCGCCGCUGCUGCUGGGUUAAGCCCUGGCACUAUUUCUAUGCCUAUGGAUACUCCUCUCCAGCGGUGUUCUUCGCCUGUCCCGUCUUCCCUGUUCACCUCAAUGGGGGUCUUACCUAAAUCUCUUGAUCUUGAUUGUAAUGAUCCACGAUUGAUCAUUAAUGGUCACAUUAAUAAUCUUCUGAGGUUUGAAUAUAGAAACAUCAAAACAAUACAGAAUAUGAAGAAGUUAAAUCAUGCAAUUUUAUGAUUGAUAAAAUAGGUUGGGUUAAUUGGGCUUAAAAGCCUAUCGAUUACUCGAGGGUUAUUAAGGCUGCAUGUAACCAGUUCACUACCAGUCAAAAAUACUUUAAUACCUAAAAUAGGGAUUAAAGUAAACUACCAGUGUAUAUACAUCGAGAAACUACCAGUGUAUAUACAUCGAGAAACUACCAGUGUAUAUACAUCGAGAGACCUGCACCUCUCGGUGAAUUUAACACUACACUACUACUUAGUGUAUAUUUAAUCCUACUGAAAAUAAACAAUCUCGUUUUCAGAUGUAAUUUUUCAAUGCUAUUCUGUAAAGUCUCUUCAGACAUGUGUACAUCCUAUUGCUACAUUUUUCCUCCUUAAUUAAAUGUGUCUCAUGUAUCAUCAGUGACAUGUGUCAUCAAGGACAUGUAUCCAACGAUCGUCAAACAUGAACUGUAAUAUAGAUUAAAAUU